Molecule: messenger RNA, 1044 nt
Organism: Cyclopterus lumpus (lumpfish)
Lineage: Eukaryota; Metazoa; Chordata; Actinopteri; Perciformes; Cyclopteridae
Product: cytochrome P450 2J6-like
Exons: 7
Coding region: 1-1044 (347 amino acids)
Biological process (GO): xenobiotic metabolic process
Cellular component (GO): cytoplasm; intracellular membrane-bounded organelle
Molecular function (GO): oxidoreductase activity, acting on paired donors, with incorporation or reduction of molecular oxygen, reduced flavin or flavoprotein as one donor, and incorporation of one atom of oxygen; heme binding; iron ion binding
Source: RefSeq, a predicted model, not a curated record
AUGUGGCUUUACAAUGUGUUGCUGGGUUUUGACCUCAAGGUGUUGUUUUUGUUUAUUUUCGUUUUUAUUAUAAUAGCAGACUUCCUCAAAAACUGGAGUCCUCCAAAUUUUCCUCCAGGACCGUUGUCUCUUCCCCUGGUGGGGAAUUUAUUAAGUGUGGACAGGAAACAUCCAUACGUUUAUUUUACAAAUCUGUCUGAUGUCUAUGGGAAUGUGUGCAGCAUCUGCCUCGGUGGUUUCAAGAUGGUGUUUGUCUCUGGGUACAAGGUGGUGAAGGAAGCCUUAGCGACACAAGCCGACAACUUCAUGGAUCGUCCAUACCAGGCAAUGGCCAACAGGGUAUACUUAGGAGAAACAGGCGGUCUGUUCAUGAGCAACGGUGAAACUUGGAAGAAACAGCGACGCUUUGCCUUGUCUACCUUACGCAACUUCGGCCUGGGCAAAAGCACCAUGGAGCAGAGUGUCUGUGAGGAGAUCCGACACCUGCAGGAGGAGAAGGAGAAAGAUGAACCUUUCAACCCAGCAGGCCUCUUGAACAAUGCUGUGGCCAACAUCAUUUGCCAGCUGGUGAUGGGGAAACGGUUUGACUACAGCGACCACAACUUCCAGAUCAUGCUGAAAUAUCUCUGCGAAAUUCAUAGGCUGCAGGGCUCUGUAUGGGGUAUGAUGUAUGAGGCCUUCCCUGGAGUGAUGAAGCACUUGCCAGGUCCUCACAACAAAAUCUUCAGCCACAUCAAUGCCAUCCUGGAAUUCAUCAGUCAGGAGGUGGAGAGCCACAAGAAGGACCUGGACCACAGCGAUCCCCGGGACUACAUUGACGCCUUCAUCAUUGAGAUGGAGAAUCAUCAUGAGUCCGGUCUGGGCUUCACUGAGGCCAAUCUAGCUCUGAACUCUCUGGAUAUCUUCCAGGCUGGAUCGGAGACAACCUCCAUCACUCUGCUGUGGGCUUUGGUAUUUCUCAUAAAAUUCCCCGACGUCCAGGGUAGGUGGCAUGCUAUGCCCCACAGUGAAACCAACACUUUUGACUUGGAUGACGUGAAGUAG